Culicoides brevitarsis is the source of this 1941-nucleotide messenger RNA. RefSeq names its product protein artichoke-like. NCBI's taxonomy places the organism in Eukaryota, Metazoa, Arthropoda, Insecta, Diptera, Ceratopogonidae. The record is from RefSeq and is a predicted model, not a curated record. The transcript has a single exon. Gene Ontology annotation, molecular function: protein binding. The coding region runs from base 24 to 1547 and encodes 507 amino acids.
CAAGUGUGGACGUGCCUUUGAAGAUGCGCCUUUUAAUUUCAAUAAUAAUUUCAUCAUACUUUGUCACAGUUUAUAGUGUGAAAGAAAUUGAAUUGGAAUGCGAAAAAAUCCCCAAGACAUGGCGGAGUCCUUACAAAACUGAACAUAGUUGUGAAUUCCAUCAAGUACAUGUGAAAAAUAAUUUCACAAAAAUUAGAAUAUUGGACAGCGAAUUUAUCGAAUUUCCCGAAGUGCUUUUUCAGAAUUCGACAUUUUUCGUCUUUCCUGUGGAACUGAUCGAGCAGCUGCCAGAAGUAACUACAAUCUUAAUGACAUCAGUCCAGUUGAAAAUAAUUCCCGAAUCUACAUUUGCCAGUGCACAACAUCUCGAGACCUUGGAUCUUUCAAAAAACAACUUGACGGAAAUUGGUGAAAAAACCUUUUGCGGUGCGGAAAAUCUAGAAUCUUUGACUCUUCAUGGCAAUAAGAUAAAAAUUAUUUCCAAAAAGGCUUUUUUGUGUACACCAAAAGUGAGAUUUUUGGUUCUUAGUUUCAACGAAUUGGAAUUAAUUGAAGCCGAAACUUUUGCACCUUUGACAAAUUUGAAGUAUUUGGAUAUGAACAAUAACAAAUUAAAAGAAAUUGCAUCAAAUGCAUUCGUCAACAAUCCCCUAAAAUAUGGACUAAUUUUAAGUGAUAAUAAGUUAAACAAUUUAGAGCUGAACAUCGGAACAGAAGUCAGGGAUAUCAAAGUGUCAAAUAACAAGUUGAAAUCAUUUAGUUUGAAAUCAAGCAACUCUGCAGCCUCAGUAAUAGAGAUCGUAGCAAACAACAAUGAACUUUCCUCCAUGACAAUUGAUUCAACCAUAGAUGUGAAACAGAUUCGAUUGGACAACAACAAAAUGGAAAAUUUAGAUAGUCUCUUAUCUCUGUCAUCUUUAAUUGUCCUAUCUCUUUCUAAUAAUUCACUGAAACACAUUCAGGGCCUUGAUAAGUUUCCAAACUUGAAACGAUUGGAUCUUAGUCAAAACAAAGUAAGCUUGGACCAGGGAGUUUUCAAUCCUUUAAAGAACCUCAAGUGGAUAAAACUAUCAAACACAGCCAUGACCAAAUUUGACUUUGAAUGGUUCGGAACUCCUGAAAACUCAUUAGAAAAUCUUCAAACUUUGGAAAUAAAUCAAAACAAAUUGACAGAAUUUGAUUUUACCGAGGUUCAUAGAUAUUUUCCCGGAUUGAGAGGAAUCAUGGUCAACGAUAAUCCGUUCAAUUGCUCGUUCGUGGAACAAAUGUUGAAGUAUUUUGAGUUGCAGACAAAAAUUCAAGUUUGGGAUGCCGAUACAGAAAGUCCAGAAACAAAUGUUGAACAUGUCAAAUGUCAAACAGAGACAAAAGAGGAUCCUCAUCCACAUAGGACUCUAAUUUGGGGAUUAGUUUUUGGGAUGGCGGCCCUUGGUAUCGUCAUUGGAUUUGCAGUUUAUAAGUAUAAAAGGAGUAAGGCAGUAGAUCCAGUAAGUUUUAGUUAUCGACCAUCUAGUAAUAUGAGAAAUUCUGAAAUAAUGGAUCCAUGAAAUGAAUAAUAAUCUUUAGCUAAGAAUCAAAAAUAUAAAAAAAAAAUUCAAUUAAAAUUAAAUUAAUUAAAAAUUUUUAUUCAGAUUGUAAAAUUAAAUCUUAUUGAUCAAGUUGUGUAAAAUCAAACUUAAAAAUUUAUAAAAAAAAUUGUGAUGUAACGCAAUAACUCAGUUUUGUUUUCAAGAAUCUCUAUGGAAAUUUUUGAUAAUUUUUAGAAAAAGUUAUGAGAAGGUUUAGGAACUGAAAAAAAUAGAAAAAUCAGUAAAAAAAUACAUGAAAAAGUUAGAAUCUCUUAGAUAUAACUAUUAGAUAAAAUUUUAUAAAUUUUAAGUUUAAAAAAUUCUUAAGGUUUAGGUCAAUGAAAUGUGAAAUAAAAUUUAAAAAAAAAACAUA